AUGCCUUAUUACAAACUUAAUAAUAACAAUAAUAAUCAGCCAAAAAAACAUGUAAUAUCAAAAAUAGUUACAAAUUCUUCCAAUGCAUCAUUGAACACUGCAACUGAUAUUAUAAAAGAGUCUGGCAAUGAUAUUUCUUCUUCUCAACAAAACAUAACCUCCAAUUAUGAUGACCCAAAUGCUAGGACUUUGACUUCAGCCUCAACUGAAUUGGAAAUAAAAAAAUUAUUCUCAAAAGAUUUAGAACAAUUAGAAGAACAAGAUUGGAAAAUAUUAUCGAAAAAUAAAGAAAUUGUCGAAUUAAACGUUCUUGGUGAAGGUGCUGGAGGCAGUGUAUCAAAAUGUAAAUUAAAACACAAUGUCCAUAACUCAGUAUUUGCUUUGAAAACAAUAACUGCUAAUCCAAACCCUGAUGUUCAAAAACAGAUUUGGAGAGAAUUACAAUAUAAUAAAGUCUGUAAAUCUCCAAAUAUCGUAAAAUAUUAUGGAACCUUCAUGAAUGAAGAUGAUGGUGUUAUCUUUAUUGCAAUGGAAUUUAUGGCAGGAAAAUCUCUUGAUGCUGUUUAUAAAAGAGUCAAAAAAAUGAACGGUAGAAUUGGUGAAAAAGUCAUUGGUAAAGUAGCUGAAAGUGUUUUAAGAGGUUUAUCAUAUUUGCAUCAGCACAAAAUCAUUCACAGAGACAUCAAGCCCCAAAAUAUUUUAUUGAAUGAGUUGGGUGAAAUUAAAUUAUGUGAUUUUGGUGUUUCAGGUGAAGUUGUGAAUUCUUUAGCUACAACAUUUACUGGUACUUCUUAUUAUAUGGCUCCAGAAAGAAUUAGGGGUAACGCUUACACUGUUACUAGUGAUGUUUGGUCCCUUGGUCUCACAUUGUUAGAAGUUGCUCAAGGAAGAUUUCCUUACUUCAGUUCUAACCUACUAGAAGACAACGAUGGCAAAAACACCAAUUCCACGACAUCAUUGACUACCUUCGAACUAUUGUCUGCUAUAUUAGAAUUUUCUCCCGAAUUGAAGGAUGAACCUGAUAAAAAUAUUAAAUGGUCUCCUAGAUUUAGAAAGUUUAUUAAUGAUUGCUUAGAAAGAGAUGCAACUAAAAGAGCAAGUCCCAGACAAAUGCUACAGAAACACCCUUGGAUUAUUGCUCAAAUGAAAAAUAAAGUGAAUAUGAAGAAGUUUGUUUACGCUUGUUGGAAUUAG
This is a messenger RNA of Ascoidea rubescens DSM 1968, 1194 nucleotides long. Its product is annotated as Pkinase-domain-containing protein. NCBI's taxonomy places the organism in Eukaryota, Fungi, Ascomycota, Saccharomycetes, Ascoideales, Ascoideaceae. Gene Ontology annotation, biological process: protein phosphorylation. The record is from RefSeq and is a predicted model, not a curated record. The transcript has a single exon. The coding region runs from base 1 to 1194 and encodes 397 amino acids. Gene Ontology annotation, molecular function: protein kinase activity; ATP binding.